Messenger RNA from Brassicogethes aeneus, 1163 nucleotides. The record is from the annotation of a GenBank genome assembly. NCBI's taxonomy places the organism in Eukaryota, Metazoa, Arthropoda, Insecta, Coleoptera, Nitidulidae.
CUGUGUUUGCACUGUAUAGGUGGCGUUGAUUAGCAAACUUCAUACACGUCAAUAGUGUAUAACCUCAAAAGUGGAUCUUAUCAAAAUUUCAAAUGUACCGGUGAUAGUGGUUUGCCUAGCUAAAUUGUAACUUUAACAGUUGUUGUGCGUUAUUUGGCUAUUAAAAAUGAUUAUUAGAAACUGUAUAUCCACGUUGUUGCUAGUUCAUUGUUUGUUGUUGUUAUGUUUCACUGCUGAGGUUUUCAGCUUGGGGCAGCUUAUUUAUGCCGUUAAUUGCGGCGGGGAGGCCCAUACAGACGCCUACGGGAUCAGAUACGAAAGGGACCCUUUGCAUGGCAAAAUUGGAAUUGCUUCAGAUUAUGGUAAGCGACUGCUUAUUGGUCGAGUGCCACCCAAUGAUUACAUACUGUACCAGACUGAGAGAUACCAUACAAGCACUUUUGGGUACGAUAUACCCGUGAAUAGCGAUGGGGACUAUGUUUUGGUACUGAAGUUUUGUGAGGUUUAUUUCAAUGCCCCUGACCAGAAGGUUUUCGAUGUCGUUUUGAAUGGAGAGCACACUAUUGUUACUGAUUUGGAUAUAUUUGAGAAAGUUGGUAGAGGUGUCGCACAUGAUGAGCAUGUACCAUUUAGUAUAUCUAAAGGUCGCCUGAACGUGAACGGCGAAGAAUCCGAAAUACGCGGCAACAGAAUCCGCGUGGAAUUCAUAAAAGGCUACAAAGACAACCCGAAGAUCAACGCGAUGUACGUGAUCAAGGGCGACCUGGACGACAUGCCCAAACUGCCGCCAAUCCCGCUCGAGCAGCAACCGCUCGAUCAGCAGCAACAGCAACAGGCGCCUCCGCCGAAAGAGGAGCCCGAGGCCCCGAAAGUGAGGCCGAGGGCCAGCGGCCCCAAACAACCCGAUCCGUACGAGUCGGACGAAAGUUCCAUCAUGCUGCCGCUUUUCAUUGCGAUCGGGGCUUUCAUUCCCAUCCUGUUUUGUUUGUGUAAGUUGUAAGCGGUUUAAGGCAGGUGGAGAUGCAGUUAUGUGAAUAAAUAUGAAGAAAGCCUGCACAAAAUCUUAAGUUAUACAUUAGGGUGUGUCAUUUUUGAGCCUUUAAAAAUAGUAAAAAGAGAAAAAAAAUAUCAGUAGGAUGAAACCCAUUGGAAAAGGAGGGGAA